GACCAACAUGAAGGAGCUUUCUGGCAACUGUAUUGUGAUGUAUAUGAGCUUUCUUUAUCAUGUGUUAAAGAAAUCGAAGAUGCUUGACAUGAUUGGCUUCGUAGACCCUGCACACACUGGUGUCAUUGGCUGUGGAAAUCCGACUGAACGGGCUCGUUCUUUGUCAGCUUCUUAUGAAAGAGGGAAGCCUGGUCAGAUUUUUUUGGUGCCCUAUAACUCAGGCUGUCAUUGGAUGUUGACGGUGGCGAACCCCACUGAAGAAAUUGUGUAUUUCAUGGAUCUGCUAAAGAGGCGACUCGUCACCGGUGAAUGGAGAACUAUUGUGGACAACUCCAUCAAAAUAUUCAAUGCACAAAAGCAUAGGAAAGGCCGAAAGACAGUUCAAUGGAAAAACUGUGCAGGCAUUCCGGAGCAGAUGGGUGAUAAGACUUGUGGAUAUUGGAUUAUGCAUUACAUGAGGGAUAUAGUGGAGGACAAAAACCAAGAGUUGAGUGCUAAGUGGGAAAGAAAAGCAAAUCACUAUUACACAAUGGAGAAUGUUGAUGUUGUCCGGGCAGAGUGGGCAAAGUAUGUUAUGAAGUUCAAAGAUAACUAGUGCAUGUGUAGGUUAACUAGUAGUUGGAGAUAUGUAGCAUCAACUUUUUGGACAUGCAUAG
This is a messenger RNA of Rosa chinensis, 656 nucleotides long. RefSeq lists its product as uncharacterized. Bases 8 to 595 code for a protein of 195 amino acids. The record is from RefSeq and is a predicted model, not a curated record. Lineage: Eukaryota; Viridiplantae; Streptophyta; Magnoliopsida; Rosales; Rosaceae. The transcript is spliced from 6 exons. Gene Ontology annotation, biological process: proteolysis. Gene Ontology annotation, molecular function: cysteine-type peptidase activity.